AUGUUUCUGGUACUGUUGGCGACGUUUUUGGGCAUCGCCCUCACCUGGAUGGUGGUUAGCAUCAUCCGGAACCGUGCUAUCGUAGCCAAGCUGGACAAACAGCUUACCAACUUCACCGUCAUACCGUCCAUUCCGGUGCUUGGAUCGGCGUUUCACUUUAAAGAUCCAACGCCCGAAGGAAUCUUUACCACGUUCACCGGGUUCCAUCGGACGUACGGACGGAAUCUCAUCACGCAGAGCCUGUUCAAUUUUCCCUCGAUGCAGAUCUGCGAUCCGAAAGUGAUCGAGCAAGUGAUGCAGGCGCGCACGAUCGAGAAAACGAUCAUUUACGACUUUAUGAUGCCGUGGCUCGGUUCCGGGCUCGUUGUUUCGACCGGUGCGAAGUGGGCCCAGCGCAGGAAAGUCAUUACACCGACGUUUCAUUUCAAAAUUCUCGAAGACUUCCUUGUUAUCAUGAACAACCAGACGGAUGUGUUGAUCGAUAAGCUGCAGAAGAAUACGAAUGGAAAGGAUUUCGAUCUAUACGAGCACGUGACGUACUGUGCGCUGGACAUUAUUUCGGAAUCGGCGAUGGGCGUGAAGCUUAACACGCAGCUUCAACCGAACUCGGAAUAUGUGAAGGCCGUGAAAGAAAUUUCGGAUAUCAUUCUUAAGCGUCUUUUUUCCUUCCUGCGUGAGUACAAGUGGGCAUUCCAGUUCACGAAGGCACACCAGCGCCAGGCAGAACUUCUAAAGGUGGUGCACGGGUUCGCCCAUCAGGUGAUAAGCGAACGCAAGAAGCAGCUGCAGGACACCCGGGAACGUCAACGGGCCCAGGAAAAACUGGAAGAAGACGACAUCUACGGAAAGCGUCGUAUGACACUGCUGGACCUACUGCUAAACGUCGAAAUCGACGGUAAACCGCUGACCGAUUCGGAAAUUCGCGAAGAAGUUGACACGUUCAUGUUUGCCGGUCACGAUACGACCACGUCCUGCAUCAGCUUUGCCGCGUACUAUCUUUCACGCGACCCUGCCAUCCAGCAGCGUGUGUACGACGAGAUACAGGCCAUCGUUGGGCCAGAUGCAAAGAGUGCGGAGCUAACGUACGGUACGCUGCAGGAACUGAAGUACCUCGAUAUGGUGAUCAAGGAAACGCUUCGCAUCAAUCCGUCCGUACCGAUCAUUGGUCGUCGAUCGGCUGGCGAUAUGGUUAUCGAUGGUGUGGACAUACCGAAGGGAAUGGAUUUCGGUAUUAUUAUCUACGCACUGCACAACGACCCUGAGCUGUAUCCCGAGCCGGCACGGUUCGAUCCGGAACGGUUUAGCGACGAAGCGUCCGCCAAAAGGCAACCGUACAGCUACAUCCCGUUCAGUGUCGGUUCGAGAAACUGUAUCGGGCAGCGGUAUGCGAUGCUGGAGGUAAAAACGAUGCUGGUGAAACUGUUGGCCAAUUAUCGCUUUCUGCCAUGCGAGGAAAGCAAUCGGUUGCGUAUCAAAACAGACAUGACGCUUAAACCGGUAAAUGGGACGUUUGUGAAGAUUGUCCCAAGAAUAGCCACCGAGUGCGAAACGAUGGCCAUCGGUGGGCUACUGAUCAUUGCUCUUUUCCUUCUAACGAUUCUCUACAUCACGCUGAAGGUGCUCCGAAACCGUCGUCAUGGAGCAGCUCUACUAAAACAGUUGCCAUACUUCCGGCUGCUACCAUCCGUCCCCAUACUGGGAAGUGCGCCCCUCUUUCUGGACACUACACCCGAUGGUGUACUGCGUACGAUGGUCGACUGUCAUCGACGUUACGGGAAGAAUUUCGUACUGCAGGAGCUUUGCAACGAGUUCAAACUGAUCACAAGCGAUCCACGCAUUAUCGAGCAGGUGAUGCAAGCGAAAACGAUCAUUAAGCCAAACUUUUAUCGCUUUCUGAGACCGUGGGUCGGAAGUAGCAGCGUUUUGACGAGCGGCCCACACUGGAUCAACCGUCGGAAGGUGAUCAAUCCGGGGUUCCACUUUAAAAUGUUACAGGAUUUUCUCGUUACAAUGCAAACGCAGACGGACAUAUUGGUGGCGAAGCUGGCACCGCUCGCCGACGGAAGUACGGACAUUGAUGUGUACGGUCCGUUGCGGUUCUGUGCGAUGGACAUUAUCUGUGAGACGGCGAUGGGCGUUCGGUUGGAAUGCCAAUCCAAUCCUAAGAUUCUAUUUGUUGAAGCAACGGAAGUAACGAUCGAUUUGAUUUACAAACGGUUAUUUAAUCCUGUGUACGCUAACGACACGCUGUACCGCUUUACCAGCGCUGGACGUCGGGCAAAGGAAUCCUUAAAAAUCAUUCACCACUUUACGAGUUCUGUGAUUCGGGAGCGUAUGAAGCGACCCACCAGAGCAUCGCGCGAUGAAGAGAAUCGAACGUGUAAGAUGACAUUUUUGGAUCUACUGCUUGAGUCGCGCCUCGAUAGCGAUGAACCACUGUCCGAUGACGAUAUUCGUGGGGAGGUUGGUUCGUUUAUGUUUGCCGGACAUGAAACCGUUUCGUCGUGCAUUAGCUUUGCCCUGUACUAUCUGUCUCGGAAUGCGGAUGUGCAGCAGCGACUUUAUGAUGAAAUAAUGGCCGUGUGCGGUACGAACGAUACCACCAGCUCAACUGAGCUGACAUUUGCCUCACUGCAGGAUCUCAUCUUCACGGAACAGGUCAUCAAGGAAACGUUACGCCUAAAUCCUUCGGUACCGAUGAUUGGAAGAAUGUCGGCCGGAGACAUGGUAAUUGAUGGUGUCACGAUACCGGCCGGCACGGAGGUGAGAUUUAACAUCUACGUGAUGCAGAACGAUCCAGACUACUACCCGGAUGCUGAUCAGUUCCGACCAGAACGGUUUGCAGAAGAACCAAAGCCAUUCACCUACCUACCGUUCAGUACAGGGAUACGGGCAUGCAUUGGGCAACGGUUUGCGAUGAUGGAGAUGAAAACGCUGUUGGUGAAGCUAGUAUCCCGAUACCGGUUUUUGCCGUGCGAGCAGGAAAAUACAUUACAGUUGAAGGCUGACCUAACACUCAAACCGUUUCGUGGAGCGUUUAUCAAAAUAGAGGAAAGGAUAUAA
This is a messenger RNA of Anopheles maculipalpis, 3063 nucleotides long. RefSeq lists its product as uncharacterized. Gene Ontology annotation, molecular function: iron ion binding; monooxygenase activity; oxidoreductase activity, acting on paired donors, with incorporation or reduction of molecular oxygen. Lineage: Eukaryota; Metazoa; Arthropoda; Insecta; Diptera; Culicidae. The record is from RefSeq and is a predicted model, not a curated record. The transcript is spliced from 5 exons. Bases 1 to 3063 code for a protein of 1020 amino acids.